This is a messenger RNA of Papilio xuthus (Asian swallowtail), 1615 nucleotides long. RefSeq names its product SET and MYND domain containing, class 5 (gene Smyd5). Gene Ontology annotation, molecular function: histone H4K20 methyltransferase activity; protein binding. NCBI's taxonomy places the organism in Eukaryota, Metazoa, Arthropoda, Insecta, Lepidoptera, Papilionidae. The coding region runs from base 139 to 1293 and encodes 384 amino acids. Gene Ontology annotation, biological process: negative regulation of gene expression, epigenetic. The record is from RefSeq and is a predicted model, not a curated record. The transcript has 7 exons.
CUUGCUGUCAUUGUGGUCAUGAGCAGUAGGUUAUAUUCCAUUUAAUUUCUGUAAACUUUCAUUCCAAAAGCUUUGUUUAUUUUUAAAAAAGUGGAAAAUUUUUAUUUAAUAAAAGAAACAUUUAGUCUAACACAUAAUAUGGCAGGAUUUGAAGUAAGAACUUCAAAUAGCAAGAAGGGAAAAGGAUUGUUUGCAACUAAGAAGUUUGACAAAGGCGAUAUUAUAUUGGAAGAAGACCCUUUAGUUUCGUGCCAAUUUGCUUGGAAUGCGGCAUACAAAUAUUUAGCAUGUGACUACUGUAUGAGGCCAUUAGAAACGCCAGAACAAAAUGUGAGACGAUUAUCCUGUAAACCAGAUAUAGUCUUACCACAUGCCAAUUGUUUUGAUAUAAAUCUGGAGAAUAUAGCUAGUUGUGAACAAUGCGGUAUAUUAUACUGUGGAGAGGAAUGCAAACAACGAGCAUUUAAUAUUUAUCAUAGAAGUUUAUGUUACGAUACAACUGAUUCACAACACCCUAUAGUGAUACUCUUGGAGACUUGGAAACAAAUGCAUUAUCCGCCGGAAACAACAAGUGUAAUGCUUUUAGUGAGAAUAUUGGCUUUUAUUGAACAGAGUAAUGACCCUACAGCAGCAGCUAAUGUUAUCAAACAAUUCUGUCAUAGAACAGUAAAUGAAGAUGCAGAACUUGUUCACAAGUUACUCGGUGAACAGUUCACUGACCAGCUGAACACAUUACGAGAUAUGACAGCUAAUGUUAUUAAUGGAGAAUAUAUACAAGAGUUUCUGACACCGGAAGGCUUUUGCAGUUUGAUGGCACUAGUUGGUACAAAUGGUCAGGGGAUAGGUACAAGCCCACUUGCCUUGUGGGUGAACUCUGUGUCAGAACUGACCAUGUCUGAUGAUGAGAGACAACAACUUGAUUUGUUUAUCGACAAGCUGUAUCAGUAUGUGGAACAAGAAUCCGGUACUUUCUUAAACACGGAAGGCUCAGGACUAUUCAGAUUACAGAGUGCAUGCAAUCACAGCUGUGCUCCUAAUGCUGAAUCAUCGUUUCCGUAUGGCAACCAUAGAAUACAGUUGAAAGCAAUUGAUCUUAUAAUGCCUGGAGAUGAGAUAUCUAUAAGUUAUUUAGAUGAGUGCUCACUUCAGAGGUCCAGGCAUUCUAGACAGAAGGAACUGGCACAGAAUUAUUUGUUUGUCUGUUGGUGUGAGCGUUGCCUUGCUCAAGGUUCGCAGCCAGACUGCACCAGCGAGGAGGAGAUGAGUGAUGAUGACAUAGAUGAUGAAGACUGAUGUUCCAACUUCCUUGCAUUUUGCCUUUUGGGUCUAUGAUGGAUGAAGGAAAUCUCGAUGAAUGUGUCUCAUGGCUGUACCCCAAUAGACAGGAUGUACAAUAGGUAGAGAGGAUUUCCAUUUGACGCGUUCCUGGUACACCAUUUGUCUAAAGAUCAGUGAAAGUGUAUCUUCCAUCUUAGUUCUAAAGUGCUGUGCAUUUAAUAUGACUUUAAAUGUGUGUGUAUGUGUUAAAGUGAAAUGACACUAAAAGUGUAUGAACUUCAGUAUGGUAUGUGAAAAUUAGUUAUAUCUUUAGUGAAUAUUAUUAACAUAUUAUGUU